AUGGACAGCCGCUGCGCCAGCGCGCCGGGCCUCGCGGACCUGGCCCCGCUGGGCGCCGCCAUCCCCGCCACGCGCGUGGAGCUGUCGGUGUCCUGCAGAAACCUCCUGGACAGAGACACCUUUUCCAAAUCCGACCCCAUUUGUGUCUUAUACGUGCAAGGACUUGGAAAUAAAGAAUGGAGAGAGUUCGGAAGGACUGAAGUGAUCGAUAAUACGCUAAAUCCUGAUUUUGUGAGAAAAUUUAUUCUGGACUACUUUUUUGAAGAAAGAGAGAAUCUUCGUUUUGACUUAUACGACGUCGACUCCAAGAGCCCCAACUUGUCCAAGCACGACUUCCUGGGCCAAGUGCUGUGCACGCUGGGGGAGGUCGUCGGCGCCCCGGGGAGCCGCCUGGAGAAGCCCAUCGUGGGGAUCCCCGGGAAGAAGUGUGGCACCAUCAUACUCACAGCUGAGGAGCUGAGCUGCUGCCGGGACGCUGUUCUGAUGCAGUUCUGUGCCAACAAGCUGGACAAGAAGGACUUUUUUGGGAAGUCAGACCCUUUCCUGGUAUUCUACCGCAGCAAUGAAGACGGCAGUUUUACCAUCUGCCAUAAAACAGAAGUUGUUAAGAACACACUGAACCCGGUGUGGCAGGCGUUCAAGGUUUCCGUGAGAGCCCUGUGCAACGCGGACCACGACAGGACCAUCAAGGUGGAGGUGCUUGACUGGGACCGGGACGGCAGCCACGACUUCAUCGGCGAGUUCACCACCAGCUACAGGGAGCUGUCCCGGGGGCAGUCGCAGCUCAACGUGUAUGAGGUGGUGAACCCCAAGAAGAAGGGGAAGAAGAAGAAGUACACCAACUCGGGCACAGUGACGCUGCUGUCCUUCCUGGUGGAAACCGAAGUCUCCUUCCUGGACUACAUCAAGGGCGGGACGCAGAUCAACUUCACGGUGGCCAUUGACUUCACAGCAUCAAACGGGCACCCGGCACAGCCCACCUCGCUGCACUACAUGAGCCCCUACCAGCUCAACGCCUACGGCAUGGCGCUGCGGGCCGUGGGCGAGAUUGUGCAGGACUACGACAGCGACAAGAUGUUCCCGGCGCUGGGCUUUGGCGCCAAGCUGCCCCCCGACGGCCGGGUCUCCCACGAGUUCGCCCUGAAUGGGAACCCCCAGAACCCCUACUGCGAGGGCAUCGACGGGGUGAUGGAGGCUUACUACCGCAGCCUCAAGUCCGUGCAGCUCUACGGGCCCACCAACUUCGCGCCCGUCAUCAACCACGUGGCCAGGUAUGCGUCUUCCGUCCAGGACGGCUCCCAGUACUUCGUGCUCCUCAUCGUGACCGACGGCGUCAUCUCGGACAUGGCGCAGACCAAGGAGUCCAUCGUGAAUGCGUCCAGACUGCCCAUGUCCAUCAUCAUCGUUGGCGUCGGGCCCGCCGAAUUUGAUGCAAUGGUGGAACUGGACGGAGAUGACGUGAGAGUGUCCUCCCGAGGAAGGGCCGCGGAGAGGGACAUCGUGCAGUUCGUGCCCUUCAGGGACUACGUGGACCGCGGCGGGAACCACGUGCUGAGCAUGGCGCGCCUGGCCAAGGACGUGCUGGCCGAGAUCCCCGAGCAGUUCCUGACCUACAUGCGCGCGCGCGGCCUCAAGCCGGCCCCCGCGCCGCCGCCCUACUCG
Molecule: messenger RNA, 1662 nt
Organism: Talpa occidentalis (Iberian mole)
Lineage: Eukaryota; Metazoa; Chordata; Mammalia; Eulipotyphla; Talpidae
Gene: CPNE8
Product: copine 8
Exons: 20
Biological process (GO): cellular response to calcium ion
Cellular component (GO): plasma membrane
Molecular function (GO): calcium-dependent phospholipid binding
Source: RefSeq, a predicted model, not a curated record